Messenger RNA from Schistosoma curassoni, 3561 nucleotides. The record is from the annotation of a GenBank genome assembly. Lineage: Eukaryota; Metazoa; Platyhelminthes; Trematoda; Strigeidida; Schistosomatidae.
UUUAAAUUGCUUGACAUGUCCUUGGGAUUUUCGUCUUCACUUGGUCAGUCAACCAAUGUGGAGCGGAAGCUGGAGAAUAAUAAAUUGAAAAACUUUGGUUUUCUUGUGCCACACAUAUCUGAGUUUGAGUAUGAAUUACAGGAGCUUUUAGUUGAGAUUGAUAUGCUCAUUGAGAAGAAGAAAUGUGAGUGGGAAAAAGAUCUUAAAGCCCUUGAAAGAAAGCUGUCGAUUAAGGUGUCUGAAAAUGACAGGCUUCAGGGUCUUGUUAACGAAAAAGAAAGGGAUCUACAAGAUGCUUUUAGGCGCCUUGAAAUGGUUGAAUCCAAAAAUCCAAGGAUUUGUUAUGGCAAGCAGAUCGAGGAAUUAAGUCACAAGGUUGACGCAAUGAAAGCUAGUUACAGUAAUCUCCAAAGGAAAUAUCAAAAGCAAUUAGUUGCAGAAAAAAGUGAUUUCUCAAUGCAUCUACGUAAUUUAGAGACUGAAAAUGAAGCUCUGAAAGCCGAUUACGAGAGAUUAAGACAAAAAAAUGAACAGAUUAUUUCAUCACUGAAACAACAGUUGGCCGAUCAAAAAAAUAGCACACUUGAUAUUCAGAAACGGUAUGGUGAAUUGCAAUCUCAAUUUGAAAUAAAAUUACAAGAGGAAACCAAUCAAAAGAAUAAUAUUAUAGAGAUGAAAGAAGAGCAUCAGUUAGCCAUCGACAAACUUAGUAAACAGUUAAAUGAUCAUAAAAAUACAAUUAAGCUUCAGGCCGAAGAAUUAAUGAUUACCAAAGCAUCACUCACAAAUAAAAUUUCGGAGAUUCAUCGCCUUCCUCGUGAAGCUGAAAUGAAAAAGUCAGUUAUCAAUGGUUCUCAGAAAUCUGUAAAACGUCAAGAAAAAACCAUGACAAAGCGUUUAAACUUGCUGUUACAUCGAAAACACAAUUCAACACCCAAUAUAUCAGUUAAACAUGGACAAAUUUCACCUACUGACUUAUCAUCACCAUUACAACAGUUACAGCAGGCUCUCAGUGAUCAAGAAGAAAUUACUCAUAAAGUUAAGUACUUGGAAAAUCAACUGAAUGAAGCUAAUAAUACUCUCAUAGAUAAAAUGUUAGAAAUAAGUCGACUUGAAAAUACAUGUCAAGUAGCGUCUGCUACAAUUCGUCGUCUAGUGGAAUCCAAAGCAUAUUCUAAUGGACAAACUAAGUCCCUGGAAACUUCCAUUGAUGAAGCCCGUGAAAGAGUGGGGAAUUUUGAAAGAAAGCUUUCUUUAGUUGAAAAGGAUUUAUCAUCUAAAUUAUCAAAAACAAUAUCUGAAAUAUGUCGACUUAAAAAAUAUGUUUAUCAAAUUCAAGCAUCCAGAUCAUAUAAAAUAAAUCAGACGCCAAGACAUUGUACUUCAGAUGAAGGUGUACAAACAAGCGACUAUUUACUGCCCAAUGAUGGACCAAUCAAAGUAACACCUACCUUAACCUUCAAUGAUACGCAGUCAACAAAUCUCACUUCGUCCAACUCAUUAACAAAUACGGAAGAGUUGAAUAAAAUACCUAAUAAUUAUUGUGCUGAUCUUAAUUCAACACUAUUUAUCAAUCAAUCAAAUAGUAGUACCCAUCGUAAAACUGUUAACGCUCCAGUAGAUCUAGUCAAUAAGCAAAUUGAAAUGGAAGUCAAUCACUCUCAGGCUCAAAUUAAUCAAGGAAACAAAAACUGUCCGAAUUUUAAACAAGAUUUUCACAGUAACAUCAAUUUACUUGCUAACUCUACGGAUGUUUGUAACGAAUCUAAAAAUUCUGAACAGUCAAUAGAAAUUACACCAAACAAAAUAUUUAGAAAUAAAGAUGAAAAACAAAUUUUUCCACCCGGUGAAUCUGAUGUUGUUGCAUCAUGUAAACCAAUACCAUCGGCACGCUUUAAAUUGUUGUCACCCUCAGUUAAAUUUUUGGAUGAUAAUAAUAAUGGUAUCAAUUCAAACGAAAAUGGAUUAAUCGAUUUAGAUAAGCAGGACUAUGCUGCUGUUUUAGAACCCACACUAUUGACGUUAAAUUCACCAGUUUCUGAAAUAUCAAAAUUUGCCAAAAUCAAUGAAACUAUUAUUGAUUCAUUCCCAAAUUCAUGUUUGAAUUAUUCUACUGAUUCAAUUAGAAUUGUAUCCACAUGUGUUCCACACUUCUCUGUUUUCACACAAGAUAGUACAUUUGUUGAAUCAGAUACAAAUUUUCAUUGUUAUCAAUCAAUGAAUUUGUCAAAUGAAGAACAGUCAUCAUCAUUUGAAAAAAAGUCAAAUCUUCAUCUACCAUCAUAUUGUUCAACAUUCAUAUCACCAUCAUCAUCAAUAUCAUUAUAUCACUCUCAAAUUAAUCAUAAUAGUUUAAAUGAAGAAGAUACAAAUGUUUAUAAUUUAGCUGCACAAUUUUUAGUGGAUGAACAAAAGCAUUCCAUGUUAUUAGAACAAAAAAUUGAUGCACAUUUAAAGUGUUUAGAAGAACAUGCUGGACAUUUAAAUGAAUUAUAUUAAAUUUGCAUAUUUUUUAUAUAUAUUUCUUCAUUUACUUUGAUAUAAGUCAACUUUUUUUUCUUAUCAUGGUUGUGUUUCGAUGUCUACUAAUAACGUUAAGUUUUAGUAGUAUUUCUUGUUAGAAUACAUUUUUGUGAAUGUACAUCAAAACUGUAUUAAAUUAUUUCUUAAAUUUUUUUCUUCUAUGUUCCUAUUCCAUUUAUCAAUCGGAUAAGUAAAUUAAAACUGUUUUCAAGUACAAUUUUUCUUAUAAAAAAUAGUAUUCUUUUUUUUACCAAAUAUGUUAUUCAACUGUGAUAUAUCUAUAUAUCAAUAUUUGACCUCGUUUUAAUAGUUUACAAGACUUAACCUUUUAUGGGAUAAGUGCAUAGAUACAUAUUACAUUCUUUUACCCUUGUUGAUGUUGGGUUGUUUAUAUUGAUUUGUUGUUGUUGUUGUUGCCGUGUAACACAUACAAACACACACGUUUAAACACUAUGUUCAACAAAUAGGCUACCGUACGGAUAAAUGCACAAACCUACACAUUGAUUUAUUAGUGAAUUAACCAGCUUACGCAAACAAUCACAUUAAAUGAUUUUGAAAAUCUAAGUGUUCCUCGACAGGCAAAUGUGUAUUCAUAUUCAUGUUUUAUUAUACUGUGAAAAAUAAUAAUCUCCUACAAUCUUUAGACAUAUUAUGAUGUAUCAUAUAUUCUUUCAAAAAAAAGAAUAUCCAGAGGAUGAACGACUAGAAUUUUCUUUUUUACACCAUAAUGUCAUAUUUACCUCAACGCUUGUCAACCAUUAUCUCCUCUCUCAUUCUUUCUCUGGGAGAAAUUUUUUUUAUCUCCUUUUUACACUUAAGAUAGCUUAUUUUACACAAUCUUUUGCUGUUUGUCAAGUAGGUUUUCAAUACGGUAAAUUUUAGUGUAACCAAAAUAUUAGUCUUUUUUCUGUAUUUUCUUUAAUAUGAAACCAGUUAAAAGACAGCUGUGUUCCAUCGAUUGGUGUUUUAAUUCUAUUUAACGUUUCGUAAACUUGAUUAUUAUUUCUUGUGGAUUAGAAAUUCAUGUUGAGUGCGGAG